AAACCUGAAGGGACCAACUGGUAAAUAAAGAAGGGUGUGAAACAAAAUUAGUAGCUUUUACAGGGACUAUCCCUGAUCAGAGACUCAAUCCCUUGGCCUUUGUUCUUUUAGGGUUUCAAUAUCUGGAAAUCAUGUUCAAUUACUCAGAUCUGGAAUCACUGCCCAAUGUUUUACAAAGAAAGUAUGCUUUGUUGCGUGAUUUAGAUAAAAGCUUACAGGAAAUCCAACGGCAAAAUGAGCAGCGUUGUGAGCAAGAGAUAGAGGAUAUUAAGCAGGGAGUCAAGUCUGGUAAUAUUACGCCAGAUCCUUCACUCAUCAGAUUCUCAGAUGAGGCACUGGAUGAGCAAAAACAUUCAAUCAGGAUUGCUGAUGAGAAGGUUGCUUUGGCUGUUCAAGCAUAUGAUUUGGUAGAUACACACAUUCAGCAACUUGAUCAAUAUCUGAGAAAAUUUGAUGAAGAUAUUCGGAGAGAAAGAGAUGGCAUUGCUGGAACAGGGUUGCCUGCUCCAAUUCCUGAUAGUGGAACGAAAUCUGGAAGGGGUAGUGAAAGUAGUAGAGGAGGGCGUAAGAAAACACGCUUGGCCGCAGCAGCGGCUGCUGCACCAGUAACAGCAGCAGCAAACCCAACCAGUAUGGAUUUAGAUUUACCUGUGGAUCCAAAUGAACCAACAUAUUGCAUCUGUGACCAAGUUAGCUAUGGGGAGAUGGUUGCAUGUGAUAACCCUGAUGUAUGCACCAGUGCUUUUUUGUUUUUAUAUUCUCAAUCUGUAUUCAUGUGCUUUUCUCAUUUUAAUCUUACAUUCUGGGCCUACAAUCUGAUCAAACCUCUGCUCCAUUUUCUGCCAGUGCAAGAUAGAGUGGUUCCAUUUUGGCUGUGUUGGUGUGAAAGAACGGCCAAAAGGAGCAUGGUAUUGUUCAGACUGUAUUGGAAUGCAAAAGCGGCGGAAAGGCAAAUGACUAGUGACAUUUGUUUGUCAAUGUGUUGUACUUGUACAGCCUUGAUGUGGACUUUGAUGUAAUACUAGCUUCCUUUUCUCUUGAACCUUUCUUUUGGAUUGGUGGGGAGGGAAUGAACUAUGGGAUGCUGGAGAUUUAUCUUCACAUCACACCCAUAUCCAUAUCCAUAUCCGGCGCUUGUUUGAAACUGGCUUUUAUCACUAGAAUGAAAUGACAUGAAAGUAUCGUAUCUGUUUUGUGGAGGAA
Molecule: messenger RNA, 1203 nt
Organism: Vitis vinifera (wine grape)
Lineage: Eukaryota; Viridiplantae; Streptophyta; Magnoliopsida; Vitales; Vitaceae
Product: PHD finger protein ING1
Exons: 5
Coding region: 132-1019 (295 amino acids)
Cellular component (GO): nucleus
Source: RefSeq, a predicted model, not a curated record